Paraphaeosphaeria sporulosa is the source of this 174-nucleotide messenger RNA. RefSeq lists its product as uncharacterized. The transcript has a single exon. The record is from RefSeq and is a predicted model, not a curated record. The annotation marks the transcript as partial. NCBI's taxonomy places the organism in Eukaryota, Fungi, Ascomycota, Dothideomycetes, Pleosporales, Didymosphaeriaceae.
CUUACAAAAAAAGCCCUUCCACCAAUAAGAGAGAUGACGCGAAGGUUUGCUGCAGAGAUGGCUCAUGAGCAUGUUGGAGAUGGCUGGGUUACGCGCCUGAUACAACGAAACAAAGACUAUCUUAUCUCCAAAUGGACUAAGGCUAUGGAUGCGGUACGCCGCCACACUAAUUAA